Molecule: messenger RNA, 1176 nt
Organism: Penaeus vannamei (Pacific white shrimp)
Lineage: Eukaryota; Metazoa; Arthropoda; Malacostraca; Decapoda; Penaeidae
Product: E3 ubiquitin-protein ligase TRAIP
Biological process (GO): protein ubiquitination; replication fork processing
Cellular component (GO): nucleus; site of DNA damage
Molecular function (GO): ubiquitin protein ligase activity
Source: RefSeq, a predicted model, not a curated record
UUGGCGCGAAGACCUUUAACUCGGAAAACUUGUAUAAGAUUUUGGCUUUAGAGUUAACAGUUGAAUUAUCGUCUUGUUGGUCUUUUAGAAUGCUGUGCUGGAUUAUUUGUUACUUUUGAACAUGGAUAUGAUAGAGCUGCACCAUGGAAUAGUUCAAUAUGGCGCGUAGAGCCGACUGGAAGAGAGGAGUUUAAGUGUUUUACCCUUUGUUUUGCCGUAGUCAUCCAGAGAUGCGUGCUGCCUGUGUAAUCUGUGGGGAUCUCUUCAUCCACACAGAUGACAUCUCUGCAACCCCCUGUGGGCACACAUUCCAUACUGUGUGUCUGAUACAGUGGAUUGAAAGGUCAAAAUCAUGCCCACAGUGUCGCCACAAAGCUACAGAGAAGAGCUUGGUAAAACUGUUUUUUGAUUCAGGAGGAGCAGAUACAUCACAUGUUGACCCUGACACAUUGCAGCACCAGAUUGACAGCCUUAAGUUCCAAAUCCGCUUGAAGGAGCAAGAAAUGAAAAACUUUAAGGAUAAUUCAGAAACUUUGACCAAGCAGAAUAAAGGCCUCAGAGAAGAGUGCAAAACUAUCACCAGCCAGCUUCAUGCCAAAGACACUACAAUUAUGGCUCUGAAGUCACAGCUCCAGUUCAUGGACCGCAUCACCAAGGAAGCCCAGAAGGCAAAAGAGGAAGCCAAGAAACUGAGAGAACAGCUUAGAGUGCUUCAAAAUGUGGAGAGCAUAGUUUCAGGCACCAAUGAUGAUGUGGAAGCAAUGCUGGUGUCAUAUUCCAACAACCCAGACAGCACAAGAGCCUUGGCCACCUUUUGUUCCAUACUGAAAAAGGAAAUGAACAAGACAGUUGAUGACAAGAGGAGGUUCCGGGAUGAAGCUACAUCACUACGAAACAAGCUGAGAGAGGUCAAACACAGCUAUAACAUUGCUUCAAAUGAGCUGACUACUGUACAACAGACAAAUAAAAACCUCCAAGAUGAUGUUAUGUCUCUUGAGAAGGAAAAUAAAAGCCUAAUGAAGAAGAUGGAGGCAUUGCAACAGGCCAUUGUAUCUCCUUCAGGAGAUGUGAAAAAUAGUGCAUUGCAUCGUUUAAUAGCAGAGAGCCCAGCACCUGCAGACCUGAAAAGACCCCGUCUAUCCAGCGCCGGAUGAGGAGUGGAUUUGAUGAUUCACA